AACAUGGAAUCUGAAGCUGCAUAAAACAUCAACAAAGCAAGCAACAAACGGACAAAUGGAAAGCUACUAUACGUUACGUGUGCACGAGGAAUGACACAUUACUUUUAAUCAGCAGUUAAUAUGAAUUCAUGCUUUUUAUACUUCAUUAAUUAUUCAUGAGAAUCUUGCUAGUUAUAGCGGGUUUCUAAUGCUGAAUAACCAUUAUGCCUGGCUCUUCAAAUUCUCAAUCGAGAGGUUAUUUAGCUCGUAUGUUAUCAGUAAAUUCAAAUGGUGCUGUUUUAAAUGGAAACGCUGGGAGUCGGUCAAAUUUAAAACGUAUGAAUGAAGAAUUAAGAUCUCACAUACUUAAACUUAAGACUGAUUUGGAUUCUGAAAAGGCAAAAUCAAAACAAACCCACAGAGAAAAAGUUGCUGAGAUUAAAAGAGUCAAAGACGAAUAUGAAAGAGAGAAUCAUAAAAAUUUAGAUAUAGCUACUUUUAAAAUGAAUACAAUAAAAGAAAAUGAAAUUAAAAGACUAAGAGAAAGUUUAACAAGGGAUAAAGAUUCAGAAAUUAAGCAAAUAAUAAAAUAUAAAGAUGAAGAAAUUAAAACUUUACAGAAGACAAUGCUGGAGGAAAAGGAGCAAGCUUUACGAAAAGCUGAGGAAAAGUUUUUUUAUGAGCAAAGCUCAAGGAAUAAAUCCUUUAGUGAUGAACAAGAAAGAAAGUUAAAAAAAGAAAUUGCUGAAUUAAAGAAAAUUAAAAAUGAAGCAGAUGAAAACCUUAGAGAACAGAUCCUUAUUGUUGCAGAAAAAAAUGAGCUUAUAAAAAAGUUAAAGAGCGGGCAUGACAGGGAACUACAACGUGUUUUACGAGAGGCUCGUCGUGAAAAUUCACGAAGUAUUUCAGAGUUACAAACUUUAAAGAGAUCUCUUAGUGAAAGAACAUCUGAAAUAAGCAAGCUUGAAGUGUAUGCUUCAAAAGUAGCAGAGGAAAAAGAAGAACUUUUGUCUGAAAAAAUAAGACUUGAUAGGCUCAGUAUAUCUCGAGAAAGAAAUUCAAUGACCAGUUCACAAGAUGGGGCCAUGCCUUUGUCACCUCGAAUGGAAAAGGAGAUGGAUUUACAUGCAAAGAAUGUGGAAUUGCAAAGACAGCUAAAUUCUGCAACAAGACUUAUCAAGAGAAUGGAUAAAGAAAACAACAGUCAGACUUUAAGUGCUACAGCUCAUUCAUCUGAACUGAGUUCAUCAUCUGCAUCAGACAAAAGAGUUCGAGAAUUGAAAAGACGGAAUGCUGAAUUGGUGGCAAUUGCAAAGAAACUAGAAGAUAAGUCGAAACAAAUUCAAAAAGAAUUGCAUGAAAUUAAAAGUCAAAAAGUUUCACGUUCAAAAGCAACUGAAAGUGUUAGCUCUUUAAAGAAGUCGUUUGCAAUACAACGGGCAAAGGAUUUAGCUGAUCAUGCACGUACAGUUCUUUUAAAAGAUAAAGAACUGGAAGAGUUACGACAAAGAAAGGAAAACCAUGAAGAGCAAAUUAUGUUUAAAGAAAUUGAGAAAGCACUACAGCUUGCAGCUAAAGAACGUUUACGGCUUGAACACCAACUUUCCACAUCAACUCCAGUUAGUACAGAAGAGGCGACGCAACUUAAAUCAGAACUAGAUGUUACUAAUGAGAUGCUUAAAGAAAUGUCAGAAAAAUAUUCUGAUCUACAGCAAACUCAUUCUGCUUGUGCUGAGCAACAGGAGUAUAUUGACGAAAAACUAGAAGAGGUAGACAUGCUAACAAACCAAUUGAAAGUGAAAGAAGAAGAAUGUGUUGCAUUGUCAAAAAAUUUAAUGAACAAAGACAAAGAAAUGCUGCAUCUAAGAAAAGAAAUGAAGGAAAAGGAAUUAACAUGUUGUGAAUUGAUUAAGGGAAGCGAUGUCUUGAAAUCUAAUGUGAAAACACUUGAAGAGAAUAUUUCAGAAUUAAAGAAGCAACUAAGGACAAUAGAGCAAUUGCGACGAGAAUAUAAAAAACUGGAGAUGGAUUUGGAUAAUGCAAAUAAUAAUUGUGAACGAAUGCUGGAGAAAAUUCGAGAGUUAGAAUAUGAGAUCAAACACUUGAAAGAGCAAGUAGACAGCCAACUGCAAGAAAUCGAUUCUUUGGAAACAUCAAAAGCAAAUUUAAAUAGGACGUUGAAAGCAAAAUCUAAACAAGUGGAGGAACUAACGAAACUUGAAGAAGAACUGAAAUUAUCUCAUAACAUGCAAAUAAACUCAAUGGAAAGCAAAUUGCAAAGUUACGAAGAGGAGAUUAGGAACCUUAAGAAUUCAGAAGUAAAGAUUUUAAAAGAUCGGAAGGAGAAAAUAAUUGAGAUGGUACAGUCUGGUAGCACGAAACAACAGAAUGUCCGAAGUAUAGCUGUUCAGACAGAUGAAAAGAGUGGAGAUUCAAUUGUAGAAAAAAAUGUCCGCAUACUUUCUUCAAUGGACAAUGAGCGAGCUUCAUUAGAUAAUGUUUUUGUGGAGGAGACCAAAUCACCUGCUUUAAAAAGAACUUCAACAUCAUCUUAUGGAAGUGAACUUGAUCCUGCAGAAUACUCCAUAAAAUCAGAAGACAUUGGUGCAAGAAUCGAGCAAUUGGCAGUUUCCAUCAGUGAAGCAGAAUCCUUAUUGGAAAUGAAAGAAUCCCCUGAAAACUUGGAACCAAAUUCUAUUGCAUUUGAGACCGACAUCGAGGAUGACGAUGAUGAUGUUGAGGUUGUUGAGGAUCAUGAUGAUGAUGACGAUAAGGAGGAGGACCAUGACGCUGAUAAUGUGGACGAUGUGGUUGUUGUUAAUGCUGACAUUGAUAAUGUCCACCUUGACAAUGGAAGUAAGGACAACGGUAACCAAACUUUUGUAGAAGUAAACGACGAAAAAGAACCACCCAAGCAAGGGACUAUUGACGAAAUUAAUCGAAUGGUUGAAAAUCUUAAAGAAUCUGGCACUAAUCCAGUGAAAUUGUUUGUGUCUCGUUACACGUAUGACCCUGCACUCUACUCCCCUAAUGAAGACCACGAGGUGGAACUACCGUUAGAACUGGGAAUGUACUUGUAUGUUUAUGGAGACAUGGAUGAGGACGGCUUCUAUCUAGCUGAACUUCAAUCUGGUCGACGCGGUUUAGUUCCAUCAAAUCUAAUCGAGAGAGUCAACGAUAAUAACAUUACUAAUUCAGCUGAUCAUUCAAACGAAAGCGACACUGAUCUUUCUGAAGGAAAACAACGUGUUCCCAUGACACACAAAGAUGAUACUGUUCAACAAGACGUUCCGAUAGCUGCUGAAUAUCUGCUUAGUACAAACGCUUUGAAAACCAAAUAUCCGACAACCGAACAAAACAACCACGUGACUCAAGAAGGAACCUUUUUACUCGAAUCGGAAGAGGAGGACGAGGAUAGUGACGACAUCGACGAAGUUUGUGUAUCGUCGCCACGCAACCUUUCCAUCGAACGCCAAUUAAAUAGCAGUAUUGUGAUCACGUGGAAGGAACCUCUUGAUCUGUAUCACGUCAAAGGGUAUGCCAUCUACGUGAACGAUCAGCUCAAACAAACAGUGUUAGGUUCAGCUCGAAGAAAAGCUUUGGUGUCUGACUUACAGUCUGACGAGAUUUAUCAUAUUUCCGUUCGCACUGUCAGGAUUGACGGCACCGAAUCAAAUGGGAAUCUAGCUGUUUUGACGGUGGGAAAAGGCUCAACACACGCACCUUACGAUUUAUCAGUUACCAACUUAACAACGGUUUCCGCUAACCUCACUUGGAAACCGUCCAACAGCUCGUACCACCAUGUUAUUUUUAUCAAUGACACCGAAGUGACGUCAACUGGACCUGGGUUUUAUAAGUUCGUGUUGAGAGAAUUGCAACCGGCAACGAAUUACUCCGUGACUGUGGAAGCGAGGACGUUUCUACAUAAAAAAUCGCCGUUAGAAUGGACAGCAACGCAGCAAUUUACGACUCUUGAUGGUAUAAGGCCCGAAGCUCCUCUUGAUGUCAGAGGCGAGUUAGAAAAUGGUCUGUUAAAUAUUACUUGGAUUCCAGUUACUAUAAAUAAACAUGGUACGUCAAACGGCUCUGUGGUGACUGGUUAUAAAGUCUACAUUGAAAACCUCGAUUUGAUUUUUGUUGACAUUGCAACGGUAGAUAGCGCCCAGAUCUCGUUUGAUAAACUCGAAAAGUUAUUUGCCGUACAUAAAGAUGAGUAUACCAUUUUUGUUCGUACCCAAUCCACAUCAGGCGAAUCAGAGAAUUCGAAUUUGUUUGUUUUGAACGUCGGGGAAGACGUAAUGCACAGCAAUAAAACUUUUACCGCCCAAUUCAUCGAAAUUGACGAUGCGCGAUUAUCAUUGGUCGAUAAUGACGUAACUGAAGAUGUUAUUACGGCUGAAAGUCAAAGCGAUGUGUUUGAAAGUGCAGAUGGCGACGAAUGGUUUGAGAAAAAUGAUAAAAGUUUUCAUGAGGACGAUACCGAAGAAAUUGAAAAGCCUACCGCUGUGGAAGAAAUGGAGAAACCUUCCCAUUACAAUCCAGAAAAUACAACUCAUUUCGCGCCUUCGCGAACUACCGAUGGGAUUGUCGUUAACGCCGACGAAGAACGAAUUAUAGUAUCUGACGACGAUUUGUCGGUGAUUGACGAAGAAUGUGAAAUCGAGCUCGUAAGUGACGGCAAAUUGGAUGACGAAGAGCACUCCUAUGCAUAUGGUUUCAAGAAAGACGAUCUUGUUGACGGAAGCAACAUGGUAUUUGACUUUAAACAAGACUCUUUCGCAGAUGGUAAAAUCGUAAUUGAAAGCCUUCCCGUGGAAACUAAAAAAGUUUCCACGAUGGAACGUAUUUUUACGCAUGACACUGAGAAACCAGAAUUGGCCAAUACUUCAGGUAUUCAAACAGAUAGCGCAGAUACGGUAGCUGAAAGAACAGACACUUUAGGAACAGGUGGUGAUACCUUACUUGACGUUUCCUCGGAAAAUAAAUUUUUAUUAACCGAAGAGUCGGAUAAAAUCACCAAAUAUAAUGAAAUAUCACCUAAUGUUACUAAAAACACAUUUCACAAAAAAUCAACAGGUGAACUAGACACUAGUUUGAAUUCAGCAACCAAUGACGUCACAUCCAGCUCGAUAAGUCGAGAAUAUGUUUCAGAAUACGUGAAAGACGUUAUAAAAUCUUCUUACGAUUUACUUAACGAAAGCUAUACAAACGAUCAGUCCGCAGAAAUCUUGAAUACUGGUGACGGAGCUGUGCACGGUCAGAGUGGGUCUCGAUCGCCGUUAUAUCCCGAUAAUAGGGUUUCCUUUAACAAAAACAAGAUGUCAUUCCAUGAUAACGAGAUGCUAUUUAACGAUAGCGGGGUAUCUUUUCAUGAUAACAAGACGUCUUUGAACGAUAACGAUGCGCUAUUUCACGACAACGAGGCGUUAUUACACGACAACGAAGUAUUAUUUCCCGACAAUGAAGUAUCAUUUCCCGACAACAAAGUAUCAUUUCCCGAUAACGACGCGUCAUUUUCUAUAUCUUCAGAGGGCGUAGCUAACUAUGAUCUAUCAAUGAAGAAUAGAAAUGAUUGGUUGGGCAAGAAUACGGAAGAUGGAAGUAACUUACCGAUCCCUACCCUAAAAAAAAUCCAAUUGAAGAAUAAUAGCUUUGGCAAAGAAGAAGAGUACACCGACUAUAGAGAUCUGGACGACAUUCAAAAUAUCGACACUAACCUACAUUCUGACGAUUUCGGUAGUAAUGCUAACUUGGUGUCUACAAGUCCUGACGAACCCAGCGAAACAGAUGAUCUAACUCCGACCAAUGACUCUUUGUCACAAUUCACUGAUUCUAUUAAUGAUCUUAUCGAGUUGGAACAAUCGCGUAACAACAUGAAAACGCAGCCGUCUAAAGAAACCGAUACUGAAUCUACUUUUAACAAAAUAAACCUUGUUUCAUCUAUAAAAGAUUCUUCCUCAGAGGUGAACGACAAGUUAGCUUCUGUGCCACAAACUUACAGUAUAAACAGUAGUGACGUAAUAAUAUCCACGCCAAAGACUUACAGUGUGAACGACAAACUUGGUGAGGCUGUAGAUGAAAAUCAUAAUAAAACGUUCAGCUUGAACUCGUAUGUUGUGUUACCGUCUUCGGUGAAUAUAAAUUCAGCUGAGUUAAUCGGUAUGUUAGAAAAGGAUGCGCAUCGAGACAUUUUGGACGAAUACCCUGAACUACCGCUCGAUACGUUUCCGCCCGAUAACCAAGAAGAGAAACUUAUUCAGCCAAUAGAAGAGCGACUAGCUUAUAACAAGGCAAUUGAGAACGAACUUGUAACGGAAAAACAAACUUUAAGACUUGACGAAAAAUCAGAAAAGCAAAUGUUCGAUGAGCCGUUAAAUUUUAAUGAUAAAAAAUUGUCACUAGGAUUUCAAAACGAUGAUGUAGAUCGCGAUGAUGGUAGUGUGAAUCCGAUAAUACCGGAUAAUCUUUUACUUACAAAUCAAACUAAACAAGACUAUUCCGAAGAGCCGCCAAAACUGGAUAAUGUUUCAACAGCUGACUCGCUCUCCGCUUUAGUGUCUUCAAGUACAGACGUUGACGCUGAUUCCAUUGAAGGCAGUGUACCUUUAUCGAAUUUCCAACUGUCGAGUGUUAAAUCAUCACGUGAUACUGAACCAACCAAUGAUCCUUCAAGCAUCGUUUUCUCUGAGAGUGAUGGCGAAGUGAACGCACUUUUAAAUAUGGAUAUGCCUGAAAUAAAGAAGAUUGAGCCCGAGUACACAGAAAAUAUGCCAGUUGGAUAUAGCAGUAAGGUUACAGAUGUGUCACCCGAGACCGGUAACGUGGCCAAACAAAUCGUUACCAAAGUAGAAGUUCAGGCGGAAGUUACCAACGCAGAUCUUGCUCAAGACAAUGACAUCAAGCCUUCUGAGGAUGGUCAAUUUUUCACACCGGAAGAAGCCAGUCUACCCAUCUCGUCAUCUGCUAAGCGCUCGCUAAAAUUUGAAGAUAUUGAUAUUACAAAGACAGCGAAGGAACCAGCGGACGCUAGCGAAACUCAAAAUAGUGAAUCUUUAAAGAUAACAAAACCAUUGAACAAUAUAUACAGCUUCGGUGAUAUUGAAUUCACUGAAAGCGAGAAAUCCGACACGGAGAUAGACGUUAGUAGGAUAGAGCCGGAUCAUACCGAUGACGACGACGAAUUCGACGUGACGCCUAUACAUGGAUUAGACGACACGACGGAAUCGAACGUUGUUAUUGAUGAAAUGGGAUCAGUGCAGAAGUUUAGUACAGAAGUGCAAAAUGAGCAUGACUUCAGUGAAUUAGCUGGAAAUGCCCUUAUGCCCCAAUCUAGUGUGGCGGAAAUUGGACUAAAAGACACUUCGAUAACGGACGAUGACGAUAAAGAUGUACCGGAUGUUUUGUCGCAACCGGACCAGAAAGACCGGAUUAGAAUUUUUGUCGCGUUAUACCCAUAUAAUCCCUUGACUAUGUCUCCAAAUGUUGAGUACGCAGAAGAAGAGCUAGCUUUCGAAGAGGGCGCUUUAAUUAAAGUUUACGGCGAGGUCGACGAAGACGGUUUUUUCUUUGGUGAAUUAGAUGGGGUGACAGGGAUGGUGCCGAGUAAUAUGGUAGCUGAGGUAGCCCUGGAGGAUGUCGAUCGCGCUCUCGAUAAGAAGAAAGAAGAAAGCGAAACGUCUUCAGAUGUAAAUAACAAGACAGAUAGUUUUGAUGUGAGCUUUAUGGUAGAGAAGAAACAAAGAAACCCUGCAGCUGCACAUUUGACCAACUCCGAACCUUCGUUACAUACAGAUAAUGAUAAUGUCUCAUUGCAAGGUAGUAGCGAAAAUGGAAAAGAUAGCUCACGUAAAGCGUCGUGGAAAACCAGUUCAACUCAACAGUUAGCAGCUCCAAAAUAUGAUCCGUUUAUGGCGAAGUCUCACAGUAUGUCCGAUGUGAGGGAUGCACGAAAAAAUGAAAGAAUAGACCCUUAUAAAUUACAACCUCUAAGGAUGAUUGCGCUGUUCGAUUAUGAUCCAACUAUCAGUUCUCCUAACGUCGAUGCUGAGAUCGAACUAGCCUUCCAAGCGAAAGAAAUUAUUCACGUGUAUGGUGAUAUCGAUGAGGAUGGUUUCUAUAUGGGCAAAAUAAACGGACGUAAGGGAUUAGUACCUUCCAAUUUCAUUCGGUUAGCAACAGAACAAGAUGAGCAGCAAAUGGUAGCCAGUGGUGGAUCGAGUCCUUCAGCACAGAAGAAACCGAAAAAGAGAAAUUCUUUAUUUCGAAAAAGCAAAAAAAUAUUGUCCAAACUAACUCGGAAAUAAAAGUGAAAAGUCCACCUCUUUAUGCAGGAAAAUUUAUUACUAUUAAAACUAUAAACUAUUAAAACUAUUAAGGCCGAGGCAGCAAUUUUCAUAAUGUGAAGAAAUAUCCCUUAAAUGAAUUUAUUUUUAGACAUUCCGGGAGAAUUUAUAACUAAGCGAGAAAUGUUUUUUUUUUAGCUUUGAGCUUAAGAACUUAACUCGUAAAUUAUUUGCUCAUUCAAGUUUCCUGAGUAUAAUAGUAGUAGAAUAUGUUAAGUAUACAAAUUUAAUAGAAUCCAUGGUCCUAAAUAUUGUCGCCUCUAAUAAUUUCCCAGCCCUUAGAUUUGGCCAUUUUUGUAUUGUUUCUUUCAACAUUUGUUGCAUCUUUUUUAAUCAGUUAUCCGAUUAUAACGUUUUCGAGAUUUAAACGAAAUGUAAAAACAGCCCAACUGUACGGAGGCCUAAUUUUUUUGUAGGUGCAACUUCUUGUGACCUUCAGUUUUGUAAGUUAGGCCGUGAAAGUGUCUUUGAAAGUGUUGUGCCUUUUGCUACCAUUUUAGUCAUGCAUGUAUUAUUUAUGCGUUAUUGGCUAUCAUUUUCAGCAUGCAAUCAAUUUUUUGUAGUAUAUAUUGUAUAUCUUCGAGUUAUUUAUUUGUAGUCAGUAAAAAUGCUUUUUUAGAAAUUUUUUUGAGUGAUAAAAUGUUUUUGUAUAAAAAAAAAUGAAAUGUAAAUAUUCAUGUUACAGAAUUUAAUAUAUAUAUAUUUGUGUUCAAAUGAUAAUACAUUUUUAUCAAUUUUUA
This is a messenger RNA of Hydractinia symbiolongicarpus, 9061 nucleotides long. RefSeq lists its product as uncharacterized. The record is from RefSeq and is a predicted model, not a curated record. Bases 204 to 8282 code for a protein of 2692 amino acids. The transcript is spliced from 27 exons. Gene Ontology annotation, biological process: neuromuscular synaptic transmission. Gene Ontology annotation, molecular function: protein binding. NCBI's taxonomy places the organism in Eukaryota, Metazoa, Cnidaria, Hydrozoa, Anthoathecata, Hydractiniidae.